Archocentrus centrarchus (flier cichlid) is the source of this 1971-nucleotide messenger RNA. It is a transcript of the gene aif1l, whose product is annotated as allograft inflammatory factor 1-like. Gene Ontology annotation, biological process: actin filament bundle assembly; ruffle assembly. Bases 129 to 572 code for a protein of 147 amino acids. The record is from RefSeq and is a predicted model, not a curated record. Gene Ontology annotation, cellular component: actin filament; ruffle membrane. NCBI's taxonomy places the organism in Eukaryota, Metazoa, Chordata, Actinopteri, Cichliformes, Cichlidae. Gene Ontology annotation, molecular function: actin filament binding; calcium ion binding. The transcript has 6 exons.
CGCCGGUGCCGUGAGUGGCCUUAUUGAGCCCAUUCUCUAAAUAGGAGGUGGACGGUCGCGGCAGCCUUCUGGCUCGGAAAUUUCUUUUUUUAAUUUUCGGGAUUUUAACAUCACAGAAAAAUUCCGGGAUGCCUUCAAAUGUCCAAGGUGGUAAAGCCUUUGGGCUGUUAAAGGAGCAGCAAAGACAAAAAUUGGAAGAAAUAAACAAGGAAUACCUGGAAGACCAGAAAUACAGUGAUGAAGAAGACCUGGCUGAAAAGUUGGAAGGUUUCAAAAAUAAAUAUGCUGAGUUUGACCUGAAUGACCAAGGAGAAAUUGAUCUGAUGGGUCUCAAGCGGAUGAUGGAGAAGCUGGGGGUGCCCAAGACCCAUUUGGAGUUAAAAAAAAUGAUUGUGGAGGUGACCGGUGGCAGCAGCAGCAACACCAUCAACUACAGGGACUUUGUCAAGAUGAUGCUCGGCAAACGCUCAGCUGUGCUCAAAUUAGUUUUAAUUUUUGAAGACAAAGCCAGUGGCUCUCCCUGCAAGCCAGCAGGACCCCCUCCAAAGCGGGACAUCGCUAGCCUGCCUUAAGUGUCAGCCUCCGUGCUGCUAGAGGAGCAGAGGGACCAUCAAUAGUUAUGUGGAAUAACGUGGAGUGUCGUAUUCAUGUGGGACCAGUGAUCGAGAACGUCAUUUUGUGAAUAUAUGUGUGCAAGGUUUCUGUUGUUUGAAAGACUGAGCCCAAAACUCACUAAAAUUGUUUGACUGUGAAUAUUUUUUAUUCCUCUUUUGUCUCCUUUAAUUAAAAUGUAGCGGUGAUAAUGGUAACAUGUAAUUUGCUUGAUGAGUUAAAAAUUUGUAGUGUGUAUUUCAUGGUUGUAUUUUGAGGGAAUACUCAAAAUUCUCCACAGGUCUCUUUUGCUUCCAUGUUUUCUUUUUUUUUUUUUUUUUUUUUUUGGACACAUUAAUUUGAAUGAUUUGGAGCAGUAUGCUUUUGGAGAAGCACAAGGAAAAUGAGUGGUUUUUCCAGCACAUUUUGCACUCUUCUCAGUAGUCCUUUCAUGCAUUCCUGCCAGGCUUAUCUUGGUCAACAUCUUCGCUUUAGAUCAGGUGCCAGAGAUUUUAGGACCAGCCCACUUCCUGAGUCUACAACCCUUUUGAGCUGAAGUGCUGAUCUGGAAUGAGUAACCAAGUUAUCAUUCCCACCUCAUGGUAUGAUAAACAGCAGUGUACGUGUGUGCUUGAUUUGUGAAUAUGCAGUCACACUAUGGCUUGAAGAGCAGCUAAUAUGACUCAAUUUGAAUCUGUUAGGCUAAGCACCUGGUCAUUUUGGAUGAAAUUAGAUUUACAGGCACACAAGCAGAACAAAUGUACAUAAUUUAUUACAUAGUACAAUCAUAUUCUUUCCAAGUGCCUCAACAUGCAUGUACUGUAGAGCUUACAUAGGUUGAAGAAGAGGGGCGUGUGCACAGUUGUUCAGUUCGAGCAGUCCUUUUAGCAUAUAAAGAAAACCAUGAAAUACUGUCAUUUAGUCUUUGAGAGUUUUAAUAAUGUCUGUUUAUGGGUUUUUGUUACUGGUUUCCACAAUAUUCUGAGAGAGUGAAGUUCACAUGUAGUGGAUUUUUUUGUUUUGUUUUUUUGUUUUUCCCUUUUCUGACCAUUAUUUUGUAUGCCACUGAAAAAAUGUAACCUGGUAUUGGGUGAUUUUGUCUUUAUCUGUCUUCCUUGUAUUGUUCCAUAAGCCAGCCACUUAUCUUUAACAUGGUUUCUUGUCCUACAAAUUAAGUAAUUUAUUCCUCUGUGUUUGUCUCUCCAGUAUCAAUGUUCUUUUAGCAAACAGUAUAUACUGUGAAAUUGGUAUUAUGACGCAUAACUUGUUUUACACCUUAUACUUUGUCUUUCAUCUGGUAGUUAUUUUACAUAUUUAGUGCUGUUAAGAUACACAUUGUUUUGCAGACACCAAAGCAAUUAAAAGUCUUCUUACACUGGC